GCCGCGACGUCGCCGCCAUGGCCGCCGCCGCCCUCCUGAAGCACCGGCGCACCGCCCUGGAGCGCGUCGAGAAGUUCCUCUCCGAGACCUACUUCACCGACUGCAACCUGCGGGGCAGGCUCUUCGGGGAGCGCUGCCCAGUGGCGUCCAUCUCCUGCUUCCAGACGCCACGGCGGGUGCCCUACGCCGAAGCUGUCGAGCAGGAGUUCAGGCCGGUGGAAGUUGGAGAUGCCUUUGGGCCCACGUGGGAGACCUGCUGGUUUAAGGUGGAGCUGAGCAUCCCUCAGGCAUGGGCAGGACAGGAAGUGCACUUCAUCUGGGAGAGCGAUGGCGAAGGCAUGGUGUGGCGAGAUGCCCAGCCUGUCCAGGGUUUGACUAAGGAAGGCGAGAAGACCAGCUACAUCCUGACGAGCAGCCUGAAGGAGAUGGAGCCCCACAGCCUGACACUGUAUGUGGAGCUGGCCUGCAAUGGUCUCUUUGGGGCCGGUAAGGGCAGCAUGAUUGCUCCUCCAGACCCUGACAGGAGGUUCACCUUGAGCAAGGCUGAGCUGGCCAUCUUCAACAGGGAUGUCUACGAACUGCUGGUGGAUCUGGAGAUACUGCUGGACAUGGCCCAGCUCCUCGGGGAGGAAAACCAGAGGAGUUUUCAGGCGCUGUACGCUGCCAACCAGAUGGUCAACUUGUGUGACGUUGCAGACCCGUCCACCUUCCCUGCUGCCCGUCGCUUGGCUGCGGCGAUCUUCAGCCAGAAGAACGGCGAGAGCCAGCAUACCAUCCAUGCCAUGGGUCACUGCCACAUUGACUCUGCCUGGCUGUGGCCAUAUGAGGAGACCAUCCGGAAGUGCGCUCGGAGCUGGGUCUCAGUUGUCCGUCUGAUGGAGUGCAAUCCGGAGCUCACCUUUGUUUGCUCCCAGGCGCAGCAGUUCGAGUGGGUGCGAUGCUGGUACCCUGGGCUCUACACGCAAAUUCAGGACUAUGUCGCAAAGGGACAGUUCAUUCCUGUCGGAGGCACCUGGGUAGAAAUGGAUGGGAACCUGCCCAGCGGGGAGUCCAUGGUGCGGCAGUUCCUCCAAGGUCAGCGAUUCUUCCAGCAGCAGUUUGGCCGGAUCUGCUCCGAGUUCUGGCUGCCGGACACAUUUGGGUACUCAGCCCAGCUGCCCCAGCUGAUGCGUGGCUGUGGAAUCAGGCGAUUCCUCACCCAGAAGCUCUGCUGGAACCUGGUGAACACCUUCCCGCAUCACACCUUCUUCUGGGAAGGCAUUGAUGGCUCCCGAGUCCUGGCCCAUUUCCCCCCAGGUGACUCCUACGGGAUGCACGGGCGAGUGGAGGAGAUGUUGAAAACGGUGAAGAACAACAAGGAUAAAGGACGUGUGAACCACAGCGCUGUCCUCUUCGGCUUUGGAGACGGAGGAGGGGGCCCUACGCAGAAGAUGCUCGACAGGAUGAAGAGAAUGAGUGACACGGAUGGGCUGCCAAGGGUGCAGAUCUCCACUCCUGACCGACUCUUCUCUGCCCUGGAGAAGGAGUCAUCGCAGCUGUGCACCUGGGUGGGAGAGCUCUUCCUGGAACUGCACAACGGCACAUACACCACCCAGGCCCAGAUAAAAAAGGGGAAUCGGGAGUGCGAGCGCAUACUCCAUGAUGUUGAAGUUCUCAGCACUUUGGCUCUGGCACGGGGAGGCAAGUUUCAGUAUCCUGCCAGCAAGCUGCAGCGGCUCUGGAGGUUGUUGCUCCUCAAUCAGUUCCAUGAUGUGUUGCCAGGCAGCUGCAUCCAGCUUGUGGUUGAGGAUGCCCUCCAAUACUAUGCAGAGAUCCGCAGGGCUGGUGCCCAGCUCCAGGAGGAGGCUGUACAGUCCUUAUGUGGGGAACUGCUGCAGCCCAAGUCAGAGACCACUGAGUGCACCCUUGUGUUGAACACUUUGGCCUGGGACCGGACUGAAGUUGUCUCCAAGACUGGGCCAGCUGGAGCAGAGACUUUAGCUCUGAUGACAGCCCCCAGCAUGGGCUAUGCUAUAGCCAGGGAGCCCUUGCUGCCCCCUCAGCCUGUGUUGGUGAUGAAACAGGAGGAUGGCUCCAUUACCAUGGAGAACGGAGUGAUUGCAGUCUGCCUGGACACGAUGGGACGCCUGACCUCGCUUCGACUGGCACGCUCUGAGAGAGAAUCAGUUCCAGAUGGAUGCUGUGCCAACCAGUUUGCUCUCUUUGAUGACAUUCCUCUGUACUGGGAUGCGUGGGAUGUGAUGGAUUAUCACCUGGAAACCAGAAAACCGGUCACAACUCUGCUAAAGCCUCUGGAAAUCACUCACGCUGGAGGGCUGCGGGGAAGUGCAAGCUUCUCUCUGCGGAUUGGGGAAAGGAGUACCUUAACCCAGGAGAUCAUCCUGGACACCAUGUGCCCAUACAUCCGAUUCCUGACCCAGGUUGACUGGAAGGAGGCUCACAAGUUCCUGAAGGUGGAGUUCCCUGUGCGGGUCCGGAGCACAAACGCCACCUACGAGAUCCAGUUUGGGCACCUGCAGCGGCCGACUCACUGGAACACAUCGUGGGACUGGGCCCGAUUCGAGGUGUGGGCUCACAAGUGGCUGGAUCUCUCCGAGCACGGCUUCGGGGUGGCAUUGCUGAACGACAGCAAAUACGGUGCAUCAGCCCACAGGAACAUCCUCAGCCUCUCGCUGCUGAGAGCACCCAAGUCUCCUGAUGCCACAGCAGAUAUUGCACACCACCAGUUCACCUAUGCUGUGAUGCCUCACCAGGGUUCCUUCCAGGAUGCUGGUGUGAUUCAAUGCGCCUACAACUUGAAUUUCCCUCUCCACACGGUCCCAGGCAGCUCUGCCCAGUGCUCAGCCUGGAGCGCCUUUUCUGUGAGCUCACCUGCAGUUGUACUGGAGACUGUCAAGCAGGCUGAGGACAGACUCGAAGCUGUGGUGGUCCGACUGUACGAGGCGCACGGCAGCACUGUCGAGACCUGGCUGCAGACCUCCCUCCCGGUUAAAGAGGCGAUGCUCUGCGACCUCCUGGAACGGCCGGACGUGAGGAGCUGCCUCCCCCUGGAGCAGCAGGGCCUGAGGCUUUCCUUCACGCCAUUCCAAGUGCUCUCUGUCCUCUUGGUCUUGAGGCUGUGACGGUGGCCACCCUCACUGGUGACGCUGCAACCUGGGCUAACACUGAGCGCUCAGACCACAGCCUGGGGCUUCCCUGCCACCGCUCGCAGUUAACCUGCUGGAGGUGCCACCUUUCCUCUCAGUCCUGAGCCCAGCCACCAGUGCCCUCUUGCUGUGGAGCAGGGAGGAACAGUAAGAAUGAGGCGUUUCCACUUACCCCAGUCCAGUAACGACGCUGCCCCAAGAGACAUGCAGAGGGAGCGGGGGUGGUUCCAGAGGAGGGCAAACUCCCCCUUGCUCCUCCCUGUUAGUGGCCAUCAGAGUGCAACAGUUGACAGCAGCUAACAGCCACGUUCUUUGGGAACGAGCAGUAAGGUUGCUGCCUGCUUGAGCAGGAAAGCGCCGUAGGGCUCCUGCGCUGCGCGCUUGGCCUGUUGGCGCAGGGGCAGCCAGCUCUAACUGGCACUUGGAGCACAGCAGCUUUCCCCAGUGCCGCCUGUGCAGGUACCAGCAGCGCCUUAGGCGGGUGCGCUGCAGCCACGAGGGCCACAGGACCAGCCUGGAUCCACCCCUGCCACUGCGCAGCAGCCAUCCUGAGCACAGACCAGCCCCAUCAGGCCCCGGCUCCACCAGCUGUGCUCCCCCCCGCUCUCUGCUUGUGGUCAGCAGCGUUAUGUAUGUGCUGUGGGCUCCACACCACGCAGCAACAAGCUGCAAAAGGCUCACAAAUAGCAAAGUACACUAGAGUCGUUUGCCUUCUGCCUCCCCCGAAUUUCCUCCCUCUGGCCUUUCAGAGGAGGCAUAAAUAAACAAGAGAAUUAUACAAACA
Molecule: messenger RNA, 3930 nt
Organism: Rhea pennata
Lineage: Eukaryota; Metazoa; Chordata; Aves; Rheiformes; Rheidae
Gene: MAN2C1
Product: mannosidase alpha class 2C member 1
Exons: 26
Coding region: 18-3122 (1034 amino acids)
Biological process (GO): mannose metabolic process; oligosaccharide catabolic process
Molecular function (GO): alpha-mannosidase activity; carbohydrate binding
Source: RefSeq, a predicted model, not a curated record